CGCCCGGGUCGGUCGGAGGGCGGGUGUGGCCGAGGGGCGCGGCCCGGGGCGGGCGCCUGGGGCGCCGGCCCGAUGCGGCGGGUGACGGCGGGUGACAGCGGGCGGGGCGGCGGGCGGCGCGGAGUGCACGCCCUCCGCUCGGCCGGGCCGGGAGGGUCCUCGGGCUCCGUGCGCGCGGGGCCGGCCGGGCGGGCGCAGACACUCCACUCGGACGCGGCGCCAUGCGCGGGCCGCUCGCCUGGCCGCUGCGCCUGCUCGUGAGGCGGGGCCCGCUCACCUUCGCGUGGACCCCGGCCGCCCGCGCCCCCGUGUCCCGGCCGCUGCCGACCGGCCUGGGGCCCCCGCGGCUCUGGUGCGCCGGGCCCGGCCCCCUUGGAGGUGCGGGAGCCGCGCGCAGCCUGCGCUGCUGGGCGAGCAGCUGCCCGGGCGGGGGUCCCGGCGGGGGUCCCGGCGGCGGAGCGGGUCUGGCGCGGCUCCUGCUGCUGCGGGCGCGGCCCCCCGGAGCCCCCAGCCUCCCGCGCGCCCUGCUCUCCGGCGGCCCAGCCGGCGGCGCCCGCGCGGGGGGCGAGGCCUGGCGGCGCGGACCGGCGGUGCCUGAGGCCGCGGUGGCUCCGAGGGACGACUCUCCGCUGCGCCCCGCGGCGGCCGGGCGCUCGGAGGCACAGAAGCUGCUGGGGCUGGCGUACCCCGAGCGCCGGAGACUGGCAGCCGCGGUCGGCUUCCUGGCCGUGUCCAGCGUCAUCACCAUGUCGGCGCCCUUCUUCCUGGGGAAGAUCAUCGACGUCAUUUACACCAACCCCGCCGGGGACUACACCAGCAGCCUCACCCGCCUCUGCCUGACCCUCAGCGGCGUGUUCCUGUGCGGAGCGGCGGCCAACGCUGUCCGUGUCUACCUCAUGCAAACCUCAGGGCAGCGCAUCGUGAACCGGCUGCGAGCCUCCUUGUUCUCCUCCGUCCUGAGGCAGGAGGUGGCUUUCUUCGACAAGACGCGCACGGGCGAGCUGGUCAACCGCCUGUCCUCGGACACCGCGCUCCUGGGCCGCUCGGUGACGGAAAACCUCUCGGACGGGCUCCGGGCCGGGGCCCAGGCCUCCGUCGGGAUUGGCAUGAUGUUUUUUGUCUCGCCUCAUCUGGCCACCUUUGUUCUGAGUGUGGUGCCUCCAAUAUCCAUCCUCGCCGUGGUGUAUGGACGCUAUCUGCGGAAACUGACCAAACUCACUCAGGACUCCCUGGCACAAGCCACCCAGCUAGCCGAGGAACGCAUCGGAAACAUCCGAACUGUCCGCGCUUUCGGGAAAGAGAUGACUGAAAUCGAGAAAUACACCAGCAAAGUGGACUUUGUGCUGCAGCUGGCGAGGAAGGAGGCCAUUGCUCGGGCCGGCUUCUUCGGAGCAACCGGGCUCUCGGGGAACCUGAUCGUGCUCUCCGUGCUGUACAAAGGCGGGCUGCUGAUGGGCAGCGCCCACAUGACCGUGGGGGAGCUCUCCUCCUUCCUCAUGUACGCUUUCUGGGUUGGACUGAGCAUCGGAGGUCUGAGCUCGUUCUACUCGGAGCUGAUGAAAGGCCUGGGCGCCGGGGGCCGCCUCUGGGAGCUGCUGGAGAGGAAGCCGGAGCUGCCUUUCAAUGAGGGGCUGACCCUGAACGAGAAGAGCUUCCAGGGUGCUCUGGAGUUCAGGAACGUGCACUUCUCCUACCCGGCCCGCCCGGAGGUGCCCAUCUUCCAGGACUUCAGCCUCUCCAUCCCCGCGGGGUCCGUCACGGCGCUGGUUGGCCCCAGUGGUUCUGGCAAGUCCACGGUGGUCUCACUCCUGCUGCGGCUGUACGACCCCCUGUCAGGGGCCAUCAGUCUGGACGGUCGUGACAUCCGCCAGCUGAACCCAGUCUGGCUGAGAUCCAAGAUCGGGACCGUCAGUCAGGAACCAAUUUUGUUUUCUUGCUCCAUCGCUGAGAACAUUGCGUACGGGGCAGAUGACCCCUCUGCGGUGACCGCCGAGCAGGUGGAGAAGGUGGCGGAAGUCGCCAACGCCACUGGGUUCAUCCGCAGCUUCCCGCAGGGGUUCAGCACGGUGGUCGGCGAGAAGGGCGUCCUCCUCUCAGGUGGGCAGAAGCAGCGGAUCGCCAUCGCCCGGGCGCUGCUGAAGAAUCCCAGAAUCCUCCUCCUGGAUGAAGCAACCAGCGCAUUGGAUGCUGAGAACGAGUACCUGGUGCAGGAAGCUCUAGACCGGCUCAUGGAAGGAAGAACCGUACUGAUCAUUGCCCAUCGUCUGUCCACCAUCAAGAACGCUAACAUGGUGGCUGUUCUGGACCGAGGGAAAAUCAUCGAGUGUGGGAAACAUGAAGAGCUGCUUGCCAAACCCGACGGGAUAUACCGGAAAUUAAUGAACAAACAAAGCUUCAUUUCCACAUAAAGAAGCAAUUGCUGGCAAAGGGAAUACGAGACACUUUAAGACACAACAGCAUUGCAGGGGGGAAUUUCUUAGAGAUGGUAUGGAAUCUAAAUCAGACUUCAAGUUCUUUGAAAUAUGCCUAUUUUUCCCAAAGUAUAUAAACUAUUGUUUUGAGAUGAACCUGUUCUUAAGACCUUUACAGCCAGAGUUUUAAUAAUUACAACUUUCUAAAUGUCUAUAGCACUGAAGUUAUUUUCAGGUUUUAUACUUUAUUUUAUCUUGGGAUGUUUUCAUACAGCAUGGCACCUCAUUUUUUUUUUUUUUUUUUUUUUUUUUUUUUACCUGCUGUUCGAGAUGGAAGCUGUUGUCAAAUGACAAUUUUAAAAGGGAAUUAUAAAUUUAAAAGCCUAAUUAUUUUAGGCCAGUCUGCCAAUCACUGUGUAGUUCUCUCGGUAGCAUUCUGCCCUCUUGGGUGGAAUGGUACUGAGUUGUGUCAUAGAAGAUGAAAACCUCGCCAUCUAUUUUAUCCUCAUCUCAUGGAGUGAACCCGGGUGUCAUACACAGAGCCGGUGACUGUCUCCUGGCGAGAAGGGGGCGUUUACAUUCUCCCUCCCCUGCAUCUUCAGAGGCGUGAGAGCUCAGGAGGCCAUGUCCCUCUUGCCGAGGCUGUGUGUGGGUGUGUGGUUUUUCCAGGAAAACUUCUAUUUGCAUUGCUCACACAUUUCUUUCCGAGAGCCCCAUGGAAAGAGGCGUGGACUGCCAGGCAUCAUCUAGAAAGAUGUAAAGAUGAAUUUUAUGUGAUGUUGCCUAAGGCGCGUUCUGAAAAUUGGAUUUUAAACAUGUAUAAGCCCUAGCCCAAAUUGUACAGCCUUUUCUCAGUUACUUAAAUACAUUUGAAAUGUCACCUAAUGAGGCUAACAUCCGAAUGAUGUAGCUAUCAUUUUCAAGCUUAAAGCAUUUGAAGAAGGUUUAGACAUUCUUGCUAUUCUACAGAAUGCCAAGAAACCUUGAGAACUCGUCAGUCUUCUGAAAAGAGGACGUUAAUAACUUUUUCUUCUACUUACGACUAUAGUUUCCUUUACCUCAGAAAUCAUAAAGCAAUGCUGACAGCCACCAGAUUUGCCAAAUUUCGCGUCAGUGCUGAUCAUUUGCUCUUGCCUCAAGAAAAAAGUGGGGGUUUUUUCUGCAUUGGUGACACCACACCUAAGAAGUAACUGCAUUGAGUUAAUUCAGAUGGAAGUUUUCCCCUGUACUAAGCAAUCCUUAGCUUCCUGGUUAGACUGGAAGAGGAAUCCACGAUUCCAUGAUAAGCAUGGAGUCCUAUAUUUCCUUCUACAUCAGGGAAUUCAUUCAUGAAUGUGCAAACUGAGUGUUUUGGGUUGGUGAGCAGUACAUCUGUCGCCAUCAUUUGAACAGACUUCACUGUGACGGUGUGGCUGAGCAGCUACAGAGCUGGGCGUGAGGGAAGUCUGGGCCAUUGAAGGACUCACAAAACCGAACUUGAUCAUUAUGUGUAUUUUCUAACACAAGAUAUGCAGCGUGUCUUUAGGUAACAUUUAUAUCGUGGAUUAAAAUUUAUAGUGAACUUU
Messenger RNA from Pipistrellus kuhlii (Kuhl's pipistrelle), 3976 nucleotides. It is a transcript of the gene ABCB10, whose product is annotated as ATP binding cassette subfamily B member 10. Gene Ontology annotation, cellular component: membrane. The record is from RefSeq and is a predicted model, not a curated record. The transcript has 13 exons. Gene Ontology annotation, molecular function: ATP binding; ABC-type oligopeptide transporter activity; ATP hydrolysis activity. Lineage: Eukaryota; Metazoa; Chordata; Mammalia; Chiroptera; Vespertilionidae. Bases 222 to 2408 code for a protein of 728 amino acids. Gene Ontology annotation, biological process: transmembrane transport.